Messenger RNA from Rhipicephalus microplus (southern cattle tick), 6136 nucleotides. RefSeq lists its product as uncharacterized. Gene Ontology annotation, molecular function: RNA binding. The record is from RefSeq and is a predicted model, not a curated record. Lineage: Eukaryota; Metazoa; Arthropoda; Arachnida; Ixodida; Ixodidae.
AGCAAGCAAACAAAAACGUGUCCGGCCCUCCCCUGCGCCCGCGAGAUGAAUUCGGCCCGCCGUGCGCAUGCGCGCGGGACGCGAAAGCAGACUUAAAAAGCAUCAAUAUGGCGGCCUGUUCAACGGCAGGUGUGAGAAGUGUCGGCCUGAACUCUGGAAUAGCCAUGAAGGACUGCUACUCGCAAAUUAAAGGAGGCGAGAAAAUAUGCAGCGGAGAUGCCAACUGCCCGUUCAUCAACGGUAACGAUUCGGGCCAGGGCGAGGAGCGAUGGCUACAGUCGCUUCGCCAGUUCCACAGCGGGCGGAAUCUCCAAAUGGUUCAUCUUUCGCCGUCAGUCACCGAAAAGGAUAUCAUUGAUUUCUUCCAACAAACCGGGACCCUGGUGAAGAAGGUAGAAAUAAACAGGAGGACGCACAUAGCGCGCAUGAAAGUGGACAGCUCGUACGAGUUCGACCCGCUGAUCCGGCCUUGGAACUUCCCGCGCACCCUUCUGGGCACGGACGCCAAGCUGAAGAUGGGCAGCAGCGACAGCUUCCUGUGCGUGACCAACCUGCCCACCAACUGGACGGUGAAGCAGUUCCAGGAGCUGUGCGAGAAGUUUGGGCCUGUGGUGCGCUGCUUCCUCAUCUACCAUCACGCCACGGACGAGAGCCUGGGCUUCGGCCUGGUCGAGUACUGCAGCCGCGCCGUCGCCUGCCAGGCCAAGAACCUGCUGCACAAGAAGCAGGUGGCCCAGGGGGAGAUCCACUGCGACUGGCUCGAGCACAACCUGGUCAACUAUGCGGACCUGUAUCCGCGCUGCCUGUACGUGGGCAACCUGCCCACCACUUUCUGCGACAUCUACGCCUUCAGGCAGCUCUUCACGACCGUGGCCAGCCCCACCUACUGCCAGCUGUCCAUCGUAAACGGCGUACCACAAGGCUUCGGCGUAGUGGAAUUCCGUCUGCACGAGGACGCUCGCAAGACCAAGGAGCUGCUCCACGGCCACUGCCUCAACGGCAACCGCCUCAACAUUCUCUUCACCUCCCCUGGCGUCAGCGCCUACAAGCUCUACAAUCGCAUUAUCGAAGAACAGGCUAAGAAGCUGGAAAAGAACAAUGGUAUCAUUCAGACGCCUCAACUCUCGCCCGCUCUGCUUGCCCAAUUCUCGGUCGUGCAGAACUCAAAGGUGGCAAAGACGUUCCAGAAAGCCAUCAACCUCAAGGGCAAAGGGAAGAACGCGUCUCAAGUUUCGACGACUGCGGCGAGUAACCACGCACUCAUUGCACUUCAGAACUUCUUCAACCAGCAGAUUUGCACCCAACAGGCCCUGCCCCAUGCUGUGUUGAUGCAGGGCCAGAUGGCGCUUGGCCUGCCGGCGCCCCCGUCCGAGGCCGGUCAGUACGAGGGCCAGCAGCCCGGCUCGGCCGCCUCGAGCAGCAGCAGUGGCAGCGGGGAGGAGAAGGCCAAGCAGGCGGCGGAAGACGGCGGCUCGCCCGAGGAGCGCCACAAGCGCAAGGGCGAGCCCGUCUACCAGCCCCAGUGUCCACUUAAUUAUUCCACCAUGGAUAAUUCUAGUAAGCACCCCAGCUGGGCCUUCGAGGCGGGCGCCUGCCAGCAGCAGCAGCGCCAGGGAACAUACCCGCCCCAGCCGCAGCAGCAGCAGCAGCAACAGCAGCAGCAGGUCGAGGCAAACAACGAAGCCAUCAACAUGUCAAGCGAGAGCCGCGACCAGCAGAGCCCUCCGGGGGCAUCUUGCAGCUGGCAGUCGGCGUGGGCGGCGGGAGGACAGCAGUCUCAGGAGCAGUCGGGGCAACCCAUCAUGCAGCAAGGGUCCUCCUAUGACAAGCAGGAAUCUGACAUGUCCCCAUCAGACCGUAAGCGCAAGGUCCACCAGCUGAUGCCAUCGCCCGAGCCGUCGCCUGAGCACGGCUACAUCGGCCAGCAUUCGCAGGCACUCGGCGGACACUAUGCCGACUCAUACUUCCGCUACAAGAAGAUGAAGGUGGGCACUUAAGGCCCGCCCACCUCCCCCCCUCAAGCCCCGCACCUCCUUUCUCUCGCCCCCUCCAACAACAACAACGCCACCGGCAUUGGCGCACCCGAUUGCGCUCCAUGGCAGCUCAGCUGAGGAAUUCCACAUCGACCAGGAGAAGACGAGCAAAAUCUGAGCAACACUGCAAGUUUGUUUCGGAUCGGCGUCCUCUCGGUUCUUUUCUUCUUCGCUUCUACCGAACAUCGGUACAAUCUGCCUCGCGGUAGUAGUGAAAAAAAAGAAAGCGCGUUUAUUUCAGGGCUGCUUCCUCAAGGGAACUUCCAUAUCCUGUUUGUCGUAGAGACCACGCCACUUCGUUCACUUCUGCCUAGGUUGCCCAUUGGCGACAAUGCAUCGACCACACGUUGCGGCUCCCCGCUACGCAGUCGCGGUGUUCGUUUCUGUCCCACCUUUCGCUAGCCUUUCUGCCUGCACUGGUGCUUUCUUUUAGACAUUAGGCUUAACCUGUUGAAGUUAGACCAUCUUCCAUAUAUAGCGGCGUUUUUCGGCGAUGCGUGUUGGAGGGGGACUGGGUUCGUAGUAGGGCAAGUUGCGGUCCUGGCGGGUCUUGUGGUGGUGGGUAGGUCUCCGAGAGGGGCGCGACGCACCGCUUUGCGAUUUUAUCGUCGGCAAAUGACGACGGAACAAAAACAAAAACAACAACGCUCUUCCGUCUCCGGCUACCCCUCCCUACCCCCCACCCUUAUUCUGCGGAUUCGCAGGCAACUCCCCCUCCUGAUCAAGCUGGAAGGAACUUUAUAUAUAUUUAUAUACAUACUUCACCAAGAAACAUACAGGCAAAAUACCUACUGAGGGAGGCCCACGUGCUUCACGCCGUGAUCGGCGCCAUCGCGGUGGUCGCGAAGUGUUUUUUUGCGUCGGUAAACUUGUGACGUUACCUGAAGAGCGACGAGACGUUGAUGACGGGCAGAUGCGCUUCCACCUGCCAAGCAGCGUCUUGCUGCCUCGUGGCAGUGAUUAUUCCCCGCUUUUCGCAAAGAAAGCAACGUGAGGGUAAGCGUGCCCUGUUGCCUAGCUUUUCCUGGCGUUCGUUGGGUUGAGGUGUUCGGGGCUGCGGUCUCUCGCCCCCAGAUAAGUCCCUCUCCCCCAUCGCCCUUUCCACGUCACGUGGCUCUCUCACUCCUUUUUUUUUUAAAUACUCUGUGAACCCUGUGUUCGUCUUCUGGUGUGUAGUGGCGAGCGCGUCACAACAUUGUGCGAGCGCCAUAGAUAUAUCUAUUUCUUUCCCUUUGCCCAGGGGAGAGGGAGUUUGAUUUAAAUAUUAAAAAAAAAAGAAAGAUCGGUGGAGGUGGGCUGAGGCGUGCAAGAUGCAUCGGCACGAGAGAACCUUGAGGAGAUCCUCCUUUUUCUGCAACUAGCCAUCAAAGUGUUUUUUCUCGCAAGAAGAACAGAAGCGGCGGCAGCGUUGGACGAACCUAUGCAGACGACACUUCCAGAGGCAGUUCUGCCGUUUUUCACACAUCUUCUCUCUCUCUUGCUUCUUCACUUUCAUUGUUCGGGGGCUGUUUCAGCUUCCGAAAGCGCGUCACAUCGCCGAGGUACCGGGCGAAGACUGACCCGCUGACAUGCACUAGCUCUUUGUCGCGUUCAGAGCAAACACCGUCAAGAGAGAGAGGCGUAUAUUUUAGAGUUUCCAUUGAGGUUGCAUUGCAAAAAAACUUCACCUACCCUUCCACCCCUCCUGCACAGAUGUGACAGACUCCAUCCCCACCCGCUUUUCUGGAAUUUUAUGCACUGCCUUUUGCAAGAAAGCCCCAACUUUCAUAGCACUCUUGUAACCUGCAAAGAAGGAGAAAUUGGCAAAGGCUGCUCUCUCCUAUAUUUUUUUCCAUCUCGGUCACGUCUCACGAUCCUUUCCUCCUCUUUUUUCUUCUCUUUCUCCUUUUGUUUUUCCCCUGGUACAAAAGUUGUAACGAAGCGUUGCAACGACGCACACUAUUUUCCUUUGGAGGGGUUGUUCCCCUCAAAUCUAAGAGCAGUUCGCGAUGCAAAAAAAAAAAUAAAAUAAAGAGAAAGGCCAAGAAGCUAGGCCCACUGCAGCCUAUUUUCUCAGUGUUGUUGUUACCGUAGUUGUCCCUUGACCAUUGUCGUUGUUUGCACUUUAUUUCUAUAUUGUAGAGGCUUUUGAAUGGCUGUUGCAUCUUUGUUUUUGUUUUGUUUUUGUUUUUUUUUUUUUGCUGUCCCUGCAAUUUUUGGGGGGUCAGCGCAUGAAAUUGCGCCCCUUUCUUCAUAAGUGGCAUCCUUUCUUCCUUGCGCUUGCCCCUCUCUCUUUUCGUCAUGUUCAUAGAUAUUCCCUGACCUCUCGUUUGUGGAUUUACCGUAUCGUCUUUGUUGGUUUUGAGUUUGUUCUGGUGCGUACAAAAACAGGGGUGGCGAAAGUGGUUCUGUUGCCGGCAAGUUAGCACGGCAGUGACGCUGGUUCCUUUAUUUUCGUGUUUAUAUGUUUUUGCUUGUUUGUGCGCGUGUCGUUUUCGUGUCGUUUUUUGCCGCUGUGAUGAGUUUACCAUGUGUGAGUGUAUGUUGUAUGCAUGCGCAGAGGCUCUGGUCACUACUCGGCUGUUGUUUGUAAUGGAGCCCCAUGCGCGUGUGUGUGUUUGUGCAUGUAGAAGGUAGUAGCCAGCCCGACUGGGGAAAGGUGCACGAUGUAAGACACAGGAUACCUCGCAUUGUGUCUGUUGUUCUGGGUUUUCACACCCAGCCUUAACCCUAACAUUAGCGUCUUAUUAUUAUUUUUUAAUCUCUUCGUAUCACUGAAUUUUCCAGUGUGCGUAGCGUAGACCAAAAUCAAAUCUCUUCAUCCGUUUUUCUUCCCUGCUUGCUUUUUGCGAGUUUUUAUUAGCAUAUAAUGCUAUAAUGCUAAGCGCUUCCUUACAUAAUCAUGGUCAGUCAUAUGAAGUGGCAGCGCGUUUUUGAAGCAUUUUACGUGCCCCCACUCGUUACUUUGUCAUGUCCUAGUGACGAUUGAAGCCUGGUGAAUUUAUUGCAGCAUGUUUUAUCGUGUUCACAUACAUGUCCAGUGUAUUCCUUGUUGUCGAAGUACGACAAAGCAGCUUUGGUAUUGCAUGCAUUUUUUUCCUUUUUUUUUAAGUUCCAUUUUGUUUGGGCUGUCAUUCGCAUUUUGACCCCAGCAAUGCUCCUCGCUUCCCGUGUCUUCAUUGUUUUGUUUUUUUGCUAUGUGUUUAUUUUAUGCAUAGACAUUGCACGCAUUGAACCUGUAGCUAUGCUGCUUUGGUUACCAUGCUGUACAUAAUCCAUUUGCGCGCCUUCGCUGCGGUGUGCCGUUUGAUGUGGACGGACGACUGACGGGGUCGAUUUGCAUCAUCAAGACGCCCCAUGUAACCUACAUUUCCUGCCUCAUCGCCGACGCGGCCCAAGUAUUCGUGUCCGGAAAAAGGCAGCCCGCAGCAGUGUAGUAGCUGGCAUAGCUCGUUUCACAAUAACGGUUAGCACUGUAUAUCUAUCUUUCUCUCGGCUCUUGUCUAGUAGCAGCACGCUUGUGGCUUUUGGCAGGUGAAUCCCCUUCGUUCCCAGCGAAACCCCCUCCCGUUUCUCCUCGUGGUGUACAUUUACGCUCUUUGCUUUGCGCGUGCAGUAUGUACUACUCUCCCCACCCGACUACCGUACUAACUGUUCAACGCUUGGUCCAAUCAGGGUUUUUUUAGUAGUGCCAUACAUGUGUAAGGUCGCACGCUACCAAGUAUCGAGUUGCAAGCAAGGUUAUCCGUAAGCGCAGACGCAUGUUGGUUGGUGUUUUCACUCGGUCGCUAACGUAUAUACUGUGCUGUUGUUCCUUUUUGUGGCUCUCUAGAUUAACCUUAUUCUUUCCCGGUGCUCUCGUUUUAACACGCGGCGUCGGAGCGCCGCGGCGGGCAUCGUAUCUAUGAAACGAGUAUGCAUACUGCUUCAGUAAGGAAAUAUUCUUUCAGAGGUGUGUUUAUCGUUUUCUUCGUAUCUUUCCGACCUUUUCUCGCCGCCGCUAGUCGUGUUUAUGCCUCCCCUUCCUCUUAUAUGUGCAACGUAUACUCAUUUGUAUCCAUUCAGUGUAUAUAAUUAUCAGUCAAUGUUACGUUUCAAGGAAAUAAACAGUCCAGUACUCCCAA